Molecule: messenger RNA, 201 nt
Organism: Miscanthus lutarioriparius
Lineage: Eukaryota; Viridiplantae; Streptophyta; Magnoliopsida; Poales; Poaceae
Source: the annotation of a GenBank genome assembly
AUGGCUCCAAAUAAGGCUUCCUGGGUGCACCGCUGGCUCCCUGAGGUGGCCAGACCCUAUGCGCUGCUCGUCCGUCUGGACAAGCCCAUCGGCAACUGGCUCAUCUUAUGGCCAUGUUUUUGGUCAAUCACAAUAGCAACACCGAAAGGGGAGGUCCCAGACAUGAAGAUGCUGGCACUCUUUGGAUGUGGAUCACAGUAA